UUAACCUCCACCAUUGCUACCGUCAGCGUCAACCACCACUGUGCCGCGCCACCGGCACCAGCGGUAGCAGCGCAAGCACCGAAAGCUCGCCGAGUUCGGAAACGUUCCGGCAGUCGCGAGUGGUCAACUCGUUCGAGCGGGUUACACAGAGAGAGAGAGAAAGAGAGAGAGAGAGAGUGAGAGAGAGGGUGAGGGUGGGAGAGGGAGAGAGCGAAAGAGGGAAAGAGAAAGACAGAGAGAGAGAGAGAGAGAGAGAGAGAAGGAGAGACUCGUGCUUGCGAUCGUGCCGCGCACUAAAGCACGUAUUUCCGAGAGCGUGAGCUGGGACGCGCAAAGACGAGAAUUAGAACGCAAGAACGAAGAGGAAUAAGGACCAAGACGAUUUUACGAGAAGAGGACGAGACGUGACGACACGAGACCAGACGAGACAAAAUGAAAAGGUGUCGGUGACGCGGACGAUAAAUAAUUUUUCUAAUCGAAAGACCGUACGACGACGCGACGACAAACGUAUGGACGUCGAGAGGACAAAGAGGAGGAACGCUUUCACGAUGCUUUCGGGCAUGCGGAGCUUUCAGCUCUGACAUGCGUCGGGAGAGGACUCAAGCUCGCCGACACUCCUGCCGCCGCCGCCGCCGUCGCUGCUGCUGCUGCUGUUGCUGCUGCUGUUGCCGCUGCUGCUGCUGCUGCUACUACUAUUGCUGCUAUUCUUCUUCUAUUACUAAUAAUACUACUACUACUUCUACUAUUACUACUUGUGCCGUCAAGUUUUCCUUCUACGAGGGUUUUCUUCAAAGGCAACGACGACGACGACGACGACGACAAGACGACGAUAUAUCGUCGAAUGAGAACUUCCUGGGGAUAUUCGGCUCAGUCGGAAAUUCACGCGAGUGCUCGAAGACGCUUUAUCUAGGAGUUGCCCGAUAGAUCUAAACGCGACGUCGACAGAGAAAUUGCUCUUCUUGUUUUAAUUAUAUACUUAUUAUUAUAUUUUUUCCGCGAUAACCAGCAACGUCUUUCGAUACGCCGAUAAGUUAAUUACGUGAAAAAACUACGAUUAAAGAGAGAGAGAGAAAGGGAGAGAGAGAGAUAAAUAUUGCGCGCAAUCCGUUUGAGCACUUUACGAUUGGAAGCUUAUUACUUUUCGUAUGACGAACGGUUAAUAAGAUCGUUAGAAAGAUAAAGAUAGAAUGAAAGAGAAAAAGAGUAAGAAAGAAGGGCUCUCGUAAUUUUAAACACACGCGUUUGAGCCCUUCGACUAUCUUUUUUCAUUGUGCUACCCGACGCCGUCCUUCAUCGUCGUUCUUCAUAUUUUGUAUCCGUCGAGACACGCCGAAUUAUAUAUCGACUGGAGGAAUUAGUUUCAAAGGGUGCAUAAUAUAUAGAGAUUUGUUCUUCUUAUCGGUGAUGAUCCCAAGAGUGUUGCUCUUAAAGAAAAUACGCUACGUAAAUAUUAAACGACAUUACGUAUCGUACGAAUCUUGUGCGAUCUGCAAGCUUUCUCAAGCAUGCUCUUGACGAGAUCGAGGUGAUGAGCGAUAUUAUCACGAGUGAUAUCCUGGUUGAUCUUCGAGAUCUUUAAGAUCUAAAGAUCUCUUCGUCCUGACGGAAGUUCAAUGUGAAACUUUGAGUAUUAAAAGACGAUUCGUUCGAAUAUGACGUCCGUUUUCGUUACUAUUAUUUUUACGUGAAAAGAGAAAGGUGAAAAAGAGAAAGAUAGUUGAGGAGAUUGCAGCUUGCCAGCUCGGUAAUAGAGAAUGUAGUCGAGAAGAGAAGUAUAGUAAACUAUCAAUCGAGGAAAGGACUCGUUUCGAGAAUGCUGGAAGACGAGUUCCUCCAGUGUUUUCGAGAGUUUAGCUGGCCGAGUCUGUUUAGUUUAAGGACGAAUCUUCGUCAAGUUCGGUCUUAAUGCCUGAACGGUGUGACGAUCGAAGAAGAAGAAGAGGAAGAAGAAGAAGAAGAAGAAGAAGAGAAGAAGAAAGAAAGCAGAGGAGGAAUGCAGUGGUAUGAUGUUGAGUUUCGAGGUCGAUCUCGAGUAUAAUAGGAUAGGGAAUCGUGAUAUCGUCGUGGACGGCGUCGUUUUUGACGUUGUUCUCGUCGUCGACGACGGACCCUUACCUUUGGGAAGAAAACAUUGGCAGCUUUCGGACGCUUCCAUUGUCGUCGAUAACCUUGGUGAACGAGGAACGGCGAGCGAGAAGCAUCCUCGAGCAUAUGAUGUGUGUGAGCUUCGUUAAAGAUUCUAGAAAGGAUUUUUUAAUAAAAAGCAGCAAUUUUGGUGAGUUCAAGAAAUAGUGAUCGCAGGUGGUAGGUGAUAAUAGGAAAGAAAGAAGGAAAGAAGAGCGAAAGGGGAGAGAGAGAGAGAAAGAAAAAGGGGUAGAGAGAGAGAGGAGAUAGAGAGAAGAGAUAGAGAGAGAUAAAGUGAGAAGGAGUGAAAUAGAAAAGAAAGAUUCCACCGUCGAGCAUGGCCUCGGUGGCAGCGUGGCUGCCAUUCGCCCGUGCGGCGGCGAUCGGUUGGGUGCCGAUCGCCACACACCCACUGCCACCGCCGCCGAUACCAAAAGAUCGUCGUAAAGCAGACGACGAAAAGCUCCUUAUCAAUGUAAGCGGCCGUAGAUUCGAGACCUGGAGAAAUACCCUUGAAAAGUAUCCGGACACGUUGCUCGGUUCGAAUGAGCGCGAGUUCUUUUACGACGAGGAGAGCAAAGAGUAUUUUUUCGAUCGCGAUCCGGACAUUUUUCGUCACAUAUUAAAUUAUUACAGAACCGGUAAACUCCAUUAUCCAAAGCACGAAUGUCUUACGAGCUACGACGAGGAGCUCGCUUUCUUCGGCAUUCUCCCGGAUGUGAUAGGGGACUGCUGUUACGAGGAUUAUCGCGAUCGCAAACGCGAAAAUGCGGAACGUCUGAUGGACGACAAAUUAAGCGAAAAUGGCGAUCAAAAUCUUCAACAGUUGCUCGAUAUAAGACAGAAGAUGUGGCGGGCCUUUCAAAAUCCGCACAUUUCAACCGCGGCAUUGGUUUUCUAUUACGUUACUGGUUUCUUCAUUGCCGUGAGCGUGCUGGCGAACGUCGUGGAAACCGUACCAUGCGGCAAUAGACCGGGUCGCGCGGGUACACUUUCAUGCGGCGAACGAUACAAAAUCGUGUUCUUUUGUCUCGAUACAGCCUGCGUUAUGAUAUUCACCGCCGAAUAUUUGCUCAGGCUUUUCGCCGCCCCUAGUCGUUGUAAAUUCGCGCGAUCGGUGAUGUCGAUCAUCGACGUAGUCGCCAUACUGCCCUAUUACAUCGGUCUCGGUAUAACUGAUAACGACGACGUUUCCGGCGCUUUCGUAACAUUACGUGUAUUUCGCGUAUUUCGAAUCUUCAAGUUCUCCAGGCACUCCCAGGGACUCAGGAUUCUUGGUUACACCCUCAAAUCCUGCGCAUCCGAGCUUGGCUUCUUAGUAUUUUCCCUCGCCAUGGCCAUCAUCAUUUUCGCUACCGUCAUGUUCUACGCAGAGAAGAACGUCGACGGUACCAAUUUCACUUCGAUACCUGCUGCCUUCUGGUACACUAUUGUUACGAUGACUACGCUGGGGUAAGUUUUUCAUAUUUUUC
Messenger RNA from Polistes canadensis, 3596 nucleotides. Its product is annotated as potassium voltage-gated channel protein Shal. The record is from RefSeq and is a predicted model, not a curated record. The transcript has a single exon. Gene Ontology annotation, cellular component: membrane; voltage-gated potassium channel complex. Gene Ontology annotation, biological process: potassium ion transmembrane transport; protein homooligomerization. Gene Ontology annotation, molecular function: protein binding; A-type (transient outward) potassium channel activity. The coding region runs from base 2462 to 3580 and encodes 372 amino acids. NCBI's taxonomy places the organism in Eukaryota, Metazoa, Arthropoda, Insecta, Hymenoptera, Vespidae.